Caenorhabditis remanei is the source of this 627-nucleotide messenger RNA. RefSeq lists its product as uncharacterized. The record is from RefSeq and is a predicted model, not a curated record. The transcript is spliced from 5 exons. Lineage: Eukaryota; Metazoa; Nematoda; Chromadorea; Rhabditida; Rhabditidae. Bases 1 to 627 code for a protein of 208 amino acids.
AUGAUACGUGUCAUACUGUCACUUAUAUUUCCUACUGUAGUUCAUAGUUGUCUUGUUGUGAGGACAACAAAAUGUGAAUGUGACUCCAUGGCUCUGGACAUUUCAAAUAUUCAAUCAAUAAUUGGAGAUCGCGAAUUCUAUCGAUUGAAUAUAUCCCAGAAUUCAAUCAGUGCUCCAAUUAUUUCAAUCGAUGACUGUCACACUUCGAUUCGUUGUGAAGGGGACUCCAGUUUAGUGGUGUUUGAUGGCACAGAGAAGUAUCAUAUGUUUGGUGCCUACUCAGCUGAUGGUCUUUGUGACGCUUACACUCAGAAAUGGUUGGUGGAUGAUUUAUCUGUGGAAUUGACAACUUAUGGGAAGAUGCAAGCAGUUUGUGUGGACUACGCCAGUUGCUGUAGCAACCCAUUUACUUCCCCAAUUAGCGAUCUCUGCUCGAAGACGACACUCAUUUGCACAGUACCAGAUACUCUAGCAACGAUGACUCUGGAAGUCAGUAUUCUCGGAAACACCUCGUCGACUACUGACCCUUCCGAAGUGCCGAAUGUUAAGCAGGUGCCAAAGUGCAUUGAUGUAGAACUUGUCUUAACGGUACACAGUCGUCUCGUCACAGCUCAUUGGACUACCUGA